Messenger RNA from Prorocentrum cordatum, 3558 nucleotides. NCBI's taxonomy places the organism in Eukaryota, Dinophyceae, Prorocentrales, Prorocentraceae. The record is from the annotation of a GenBank genome assembly.
AUGGCGUCUCCCCGUGGCGUGCAGCUGUGGUCGCGCAUCUACGGCGGCAGCAGCGGGUCCCUGGGGUGGAUCCCGCUGUCCGAGGGCAGCGAGAGGGAGUGUGACGCCGAGGUGGGCACCAUGAGCGUUGGCUGGGCAGGGCACGCGCGGAUCCUUCAGGACCCGAAGGAGAGGCACCUGCUGAUCCCGCGGCCGAUCGAGGAUAAGGGCGACGACGGUGGGGGGCGACGGGCACGGCACGUCUACGUCUUCCAGGAACAUCGGCUGCUGGACGAGGCGUGGGCUGGAGUUACAGGCAGCAUGAAGGCAUGCGGAUAUCAGAUCGGAGGUACCACAGCCGUUCCCACAAUCGGACGUGAGGGCGAGCCAGGUACCUCGGCGGGCGUAGGUUUUGCUGUGCCGAAGGACAUGGGCAUGGCUUUUCCCUGUGGCCAAGCCAAGUGGGACGUUUCGCCCAAGGGCUCGGCAGGACGGGCGGCGGUUGCCUGGAUAGCAGCGGGGCGGGGAGGCAUGCUGAUCGCGACGGUCUACCUGUGGGCGGCGGUCGUGGAGAUUAUGGAGAGCCCGGGCAUGCCAUGGGUGAUGGGCGGCGAUGUCCAGAACUCCCUUGGCGUCCUGGCAGAGGUGAAGGCAAUCAAGCAGGCGGAGACCAUGCUGGUGGCGCCCACGACGGUGGUCAAGAUCGUGGUGCAGGAAGGGUGGCCGUCGGCGCCGCGCAAGCCAGUCGGCCUCACCCUGGAUGCGAGCGUCCAGGUGAAGCGUACCAGGACCCUGCAGAAGCCGAAGGACUUGGACGACGUCAUCAUUGGUUGCGCCCCUGAGCCGCCGAGUUGCGACAAGGCGGGGUCGUUCGACUCGGUGGGCACUGCCGCCAAGAGCUGGGGCCACUUCAUGCAGAAGCUGGAGCGUGAGGUCAAGCAGGGUGGUUGUAACCUGCCGAAGCCGACAGGAGCGGCGCUCUGGUGGAGGUGGCUUGCCAGGACGUUGGGCAACCUGAAGGGCGCUUACGAUCGUCUGCACUCGAAGACGGUCAACGCGGGCCCCAUCGCCCAGAGGCUGGUCGAUGUGCUUGCACAAGAGAGGCUCUUCAACCUCAGCGGCACGGCGCGCAACGUGAGGGUGGUGGACCAGGCCGAUCGUGAGCUUUGGGCUGCGAGGUGCCAGGUGAUGGCGGAAGGGCUGUGGCGAGGGGCCGAGAAGCAGCAUAUCCUGAAGGCGUUGCUGGAGGAGGCGAGAGCCAAGUCCAAGCGCUUCGAUCAGGAGUUGGUCAACGAGAGAAGGAAAGGAUGGGCAGCCAAGCUGGAGUCGGCGGUGAAGGGUGCGGCAGGUGGCCUUCACAGGCUGUGCAAGCCAGCUGAGGUCUGGCGCCCACGGCGGGCGGCAACUGCUGCUCAGUCCGCCGACCUUUUGCAGGCUGCUCAGUAUGCGCUGGACGAGUGGAACAAAGCGUGGCGAGUGGGCGAAGAACUGAACGAUUUCAAUGACGGGGACUUCGAACGGCUAAGGAAGGUCGCUUGCAGUUUCAUGAAGAGGACGGAGAUCGGAUCAGACAGGUGGCACCCGUCCAUGUUGCAGGGCGCCUCGGACGACGCGCACUGGGCGUUGCUCGCCAUCCUGGCCAAUGAGCUGGUCGACCGUGCUAUCGGCCUCCUGCCCACCCUGGUGAGGGUCUGGGAGAUCAUGAGGGAGCCGUACUUGCAGGCGUGGGCGAGGGAGAAUCACAGAUCGUGGGACUGCACGUCCUACGGGCGCGCGGCUGAGGAUGCGGCGUGGGAGGUUAUUUUGGCACAUGAAGCGGGCGCUCCUGGAGAUGCUGAUCCUGCAGUCAUUGCCACGAUCACGGCGAUCCUAGACCUGGCGAAGGCCUUCGAGAGGGUGUGUUUGCACGUCCUGUGGGGGCGGGGCAAGCGCAUGCGCUUUCACGCAGGGAGUCUUGCGGUGGUAUGCUCUUGUUUUGCCAUGGCGCGGCGUGUCAGCGCGGGGGGCGCGGUGUCGCUCGAGACACGCGCGGUGUGCACUAUCAUUGCAGGCAGCAAGUUCUCGGUGGGUUUCCUUAAGAUGGUGAUUCAGGAUACGGUUGACGGCUUGGUGGUUGAGCAUCCGCCGGCAACGUGGCGCAUGCACGCCGAUGACCUCAGCAUCAGGCAGAGGGGUGCGCAGCAGUGGGUGGCCGACGUGUUCCCUUUGGCGAUCGACGACAGCAUUGCGAGUUUUGCUGAUCUGGGCCUGGAGUUCUCCGUGGGUGCAAAGGGCAAAGGCGCGGCCAUGGCUAAUACCAAGUGGCUCAGAGACGCCGUGCAGGGUGAUAUGAGCCAGGGGGGUUUGCCAGUUGCCCGUGCCUGCCCAUACCUGGGGGUCGACAUGGUCUCCAGUGGCGCGGCACUCAAGGCAAAGAGCGGCAAGCGUUUCGCCAGGAUGCGGAGGCGGACGGCCAGGUUACUUCAGCUACGGGGGGCGAAAAGUCUCACUUUGCAGUUGGCCCUCGCGAAGGAGGGACCCACGUGCGAGAUCACGGCCGCUCCUGCGGUUCGCUGGUCGCGCGCUGCGCGGGAGCUCACGGCGGGAGAAGAAGCGGCGAGAGCAGCGCAGUGGGAAGCCCAACAGGGGCAAGUGCCAGAGGCUGAUGUGCAGGCCCUCACUCACCCCCACACCAAUGGCACCGUGCUCGCAGGGAAUGGUGCUGUAGGUGACGUCGCUGCUCUGGAUGAAGCACUAGGAGUCUGGGCGGCGCUGUGGAUCACCGACCUUUGCGGGGUGGACUACCAAGACGUCGACGACUGGCUUGAGUGGGUAACCGUGCUGGUCGGGGUGAGGUACGAGGGGGCCACACAGGCAGAUAUUGUAGCUACUUGCAAACGGUCGCGGGCUCGGGCACGAUGGUGGCGAGCGGCGGCGAUCAGGUACAUCAAUGACCUGGAUUACGUGGACCGAGUGGAGGUGCUGAAGCAAUGCCGAUACGAGCGUGGAGCGGCGCAGCAGGAACUCCGACGGCUGCUCGGCGACAGGCUGCGACGGGCACCUGACGAUGGAGUGCGGCAGCUGGAAGCGGGCAGCGGGUGCCACAACAUCGGCAGCCUCGGCGACCUGCUGGACCUCUUCGUGCAGGUGGGUCGGCAGUUGGCCAUCUCGGAGGAGCGUGUCAGCGGACGACGGCGGGAACUCAGUGAACGUGAGGACCUGCGGGAGCAACUCCAGAGAGCGUGGAAGCAGCAGCAAAGCGCAGUAGGUAUGCAGCCGCAGUGGGGGCGUGUCAAAGGCCCUGCAGGUGCUGUCAUCAUGUCCAUACGCAGAGCGGGCUGGAAGUGGCCGGAGUGGCACCUUUUCCUGAUGCGCAAUGGGGAACAACUCAACCUAUUGGAGACCUGCCCCAACGACGUCGGGAUGUUAUUGCAGCAGGACCUGGAGGCGCAGCUGUGGGCGCAGUGGACAGCAGAGCCUGGGCACGAGAGCUUGGCACCAGCACCUUUCUUGCAGCCCGCUAAGGCGGUGUUGGGGGCCAGGAACUUCCCGAAGCAUGCGAAGAACGCAGCGAGGAAGGUGCUCAUAAGCGACUCCUAG